CCAACCUGCUCACACUGGUCAUUGCGUCGAUCAUUACAGUUGACUUGUUGCAUCCUUCUCGCCCUGGGCAAUCUUCAGGAAAAGCAACAGCAUGGAGUAUGCAGGUGUGGAGCCAACGAAUAUGGAGUUCGCUCUCUUAGAAAAGAUUACUAAUGGUUUCUCCAAGGAGCUUGGCAAGGGUGCGUUUGCAACGGUUUACGAGGGACUGGAUGAAUAUGGGAACAAAUUUGCUGUCAAGAAGCUCAAUGGGCUGCAUGGAAUUAGCGAUAAGAAAUUUGAGGACGAGCUUAAAAUUAUGAGAAUGCUCCGACACGAAAAUAUCAUACGGUUAGUUGGCUAUUGCCAUGAUAAGAUGCACAUGGCACUCUGCUUGGAGCAUAUGCCUAAUGGAAACCUCGACGAGCUUCUUCGUGGUGGACGUGAUACAUACGAUUGGAAGACAUGCUAUGGAAUAAUUACUGGGAUUUGUCAGGGUUUGAAUUACCUCCACAAUGGAUUCGAAGAGCCUAUUUAUCAUUUGGAUUUAAAGCCAGCCAAUGUAUUGCUGGAUGAGAAGAUGGUUCCCAGAAUUGCAGAUUUUGGGAUAUCAAGGCUCCUCAGAGGUGAACGUACGCAAGUUACACAAACUUUUCAAGGAACAUUUGGGUACUUACCACGAGAAUUCAUAGACCACGGUACAAUAUCAAAUAAGGUUGACAUAUUCAGCUUAGGUGUUGUGAUCCUAAAAAUGAUGGUAGGAUGCGACGCUUACUUGAAAUUCACUGACAUGUCUCCCGGUGAAUCUUUCGACGAAUUCAAGGAACUAAUGUGGGAAUACUGGAUGAAUAGGAUGCUUGAGAACACAUAUUCUGAACAAGUAAAGGUAUGCAUUGAAAUUGGUUUAAGUUGUGUGGAGAAUGAUCGAAACAAAAGGAAAGCUAUAAAGGAUAUUGUCGGUAUACUGAAGCAGACAGAAAUUGAAUGUGCUGAUGCACCAAAGAAAGAGUUGUUGUGGAUUUCCAAGUUUGCUAAACUGGAUAGGCUCAACGGCCCUGCGCGUCUUAUGGUUGUUUCAAAUCUCGAUUAUACAAUGGUUGAUGAUGAAGACGAAGAGAACUUGUCUUUGCUUAGGUUUGGGGCCCUUUGGGAGUCUGCUUACAGCCAGGAUUCUCUUCUUGUCUACUCCACUGGAAGGUCACCUGCUCGGUAUAAGGAAUUGAAGGGACAGAAGCCUAUGCUACCAACUCCAGACAUCACUAUUAUGUCCGUGGGCACUGAGAUAACUUAUGGUGAGGACAUGGAUCCUGACGAUGGCUGGGUGGAAUAUCUGAACAAUAGGUGGGACAGGAAUAUUGUUCUUGAGGAGGCGAAGAAGUUUUCUCAGCUGUGGUUUCAGGCAUAUACAGAACAACGUCCACAUAAGCUCAGCUUUUAUGUUAAAGAGAAAUAUGAUUUGCAGGAAGUGGAGCGGUCUCUCUCCAUGAAGCUUAAUGAGCGUGGGGUACAUGUGAAAAUGAUUUUCAGUGCUGGCCGAGCCCUUGACAUAUUAGCUAAAAGGGCUGGAAAGGGUCAGGCACUUGCAUAUUUACUCAAGAAGUUAGGCUCAUUCGGAAAAACACCAAAGGAUACUCUUGUUUGUGGUGACACUGGUAGCGAUGCAGAAUUAUUCAGCGUCCCUGAUGUCCAUGGCGUCAUGGUUAACAAUGCCGAAGAGGAACUAGUCCAGUGGUACGCAGCAAAAACGGAGGAUAAUCCUAAGGUAAAAGUAAUGCAUGCAACUGAGAGGUGUGCUGCUGGUAUUAUUCAAGCUAUUGGGUACCUCAAGCUAGGACCUAAUGUUCCUCCAAGAGACUUUAAUUUUCCUUGCAUCAAGGAGGACUCUUUCAAGCCUACAGCGGCCGUCGUGAAGUUCUAUGUUCUCUACGAGAAGUGGCGUAGGGCUGACGUUCCAAAGGCUGAUUCAGUUAAAGAGUACUUCAAAAAUGUCACUGAUGCAAAUGGGAUUAUUAUUCAACCUUCUGGGCUUGUCCUUUCAAUCCAUUCAUCCAUUGAUGCGUUGACUUCAUGUUAUGGUGACAAACAAGGGAAACGGUACCGAUCAUGGGUGGACAGACUAGGUAUCUCACAGAGUGCUUCUCACAGUUAUCUUGUGUGGUUCGACUUGUGGGAGUCAGAAGGAAAUAAUGCGCCGGUGUGCUGUCUAACAACUCUUGCGCUGAAUAUAAAGCCUGAAACGCCGGAGGGUUUCGUGGUAACACGCAUCCACAAGACUUGGCUCAAAGGAUAUUCUGGAGAUGAGCGGCCAUCCCAACUAUAGGUUGGAUAUCGUCAGCACGCGGGAAGGAAACUAUCAUUCUAAUCAAAUAAGAAACGCACAUAAAACACGAGUAUUUCUUUUUCAUAUAGGCCGGCAGUAGACACCCUGGCCGGAUAGAGAACUUCCUACUAAAGUCAAUUCCUUAUUUUUAUGAAAGUAUCUUCGAUCUUUGUUUUUAGAUUAUAAGGCCAGAGAGCUUUUUAAUUCGGUUAGGAAUUAUAUAACAUCUACUCCAUUUUCAUCUCUCUUAA
Messenger RNA from Lolium perenne, 2547 nucleotides. RefSeq names its product probable sucrose-phosphatase 1. NCBI's taxonomy places the organism in Eukaryota, Viridiplantae, Streptophyta, Magnoliopsida, Poales, Poaceae. Gene Ontology annotation, biological process: sucrose biosynthetic process; protein phosphorylation. The record is from RefSeq and is a predicted model, not a curated record. Gene Ontology annotation, molecular function: sucrose-phosphate phosphatase activity; protein kinase activity; ATP binding.